This is a messenger RNA of Echinococcus granulosus, 5388 nucleotides long. RefSeq names its product Niemann-Pick C1 protein. Gene Ontology annotation, molecular function: lipid carrier activity; RNA binding. The coding region runs from base 1 to 5388 and encodes 1795 amino acids. The record is from RefSeq and is a predicted model, not a curated record. The transcript has 27 exons. NCBI's taxonomy places the organism in Eukaryota, Metazoa, Platyhelminthes, Cestoda, Cyclophyllidea, Taeniidae. Gene Ontology annotation, cellular component: membrane.
AUGGGGCGGAGGUCAGGGUCGGAUGUGCCUCCUGCAACGAAAGAUGGGGAUCGACAGGUCUCCAAUGAGUUUUUCAUCGCAAAGAAGCCCAGAAAACCAAUUAAACCACAAAUGUCAGGCAAUGAACCAACAAUAACAGACGGCAGUAUGGAUGGCAGUGAUGACAUUGAGGAGAAGUUUGAGGGCACUAGCCAUCAAAGCACUAGGCAGCAGCAAAGCGCCGGGAACCAACGCAACGCCAGACCAUCAGACACGAUAGAGGGUCGAACAAUAUUCAUCAGAAAUGUUUCUUUUGAUGCCGAUGAGGAUCGUCUUUACCAGUUUUUCGCUAACUUUGGCAAACUUGAGUUCGUUAAAAUUGUCAAGGACAAACUUACCCAGCACCCCCGAGGAACGGCAUUCGCAAAAUUUGAGUCCAAAGAAGAUGCUGAAAAUAUUCUGCUUCAAGGCUCUAAACCAGAAAAUGCGCACCGCUUUGUUUUUGCUGGCAGAUCAUUGGCUUUGUCAUUGGCUGUUAGUAGGGAAGAGGUUCUUAAGCUUCAAAAGGCUCGUUCUGGUGAGAAGGUUUCACAUAAUGGCCGUACAGAUGGUAGAAAUCUUCAUCUUGCACGCAUUGGACUCAUUCGGCCAGGCAGUCGCGCAGCCGGGGCGAUGACACCUAAGGAAGCGGCAAUGCGAGAGGCGGUGGCACGAGCGAAGCAGGCGAAAUUGCGUGAUCCCAGCAUCUUCAUCAGUCCUCUGCGUCUGUGCGUGCGCAACAUCCCUCUCAAUGUGGAUGAUCGGACCCUGCGCCAGGCCUGUCAGAGGAUCGCGGGGUCUGGAGCCCGCAUCACAGAGUGUCGGGUGAUGCGCGAUAUGAAGAGCGGUGUAAAGCAUCCCAAAUCCUUGGGGUAUGCAUUUGUCGCCUUCGAAGAGCACGUGAACGCUCUAAAAGCUCUACAUGCGCUUAACAACAACAGCAGCGUUCUCGGAGGCAAUAGGAAGCCGAUUGUGGAGUUCUCGUUGGAAAAUUCAAGGGCUCUUGAGAAGAAAAGGCGACGGGCAGAAAAAUCUCAAAUGGCGCGAGAGUCAAGAUUGUUGGGAGGUGAUUCGCAGCCGAAACGCCAAGUUACUGGGGUUAAAAAGAAAAAACGCAGUCAACGGCCGAAGACCAAAGGAAAAAGAGGCAAGAAGGCGCCGAUGCGAAUUAUGCCCAAGAAGUUAGGCCCCAAAAUUCGACACAAUCGACCGAAGAAAGGAAAGAUCAGUCCGGACUCGAAUUAUGGCGGGAAAGUUGUGGCUGGUGUGAUCGUGCAUUACUUGCGAGUAACUCUCUCGAUCGUUUUCUUUCUGUCGUUUUACUACGUGUAUGUGGCAGGUGGACAGUGCAUUUGGCAUGGUUUGUGCAACACGACCAGUGAUGAGAAUCCUCUCUACUGCUACAAACCCGGGCCACCCCAACCUAUUUCUGAGCCUUCCUCCCUAGCUAAACUUCUGUUAGUCUGUCCAGAGUACCUGAACACUAAUGAUCCUGCAGCCUCGCUUCCUGUUUGCUGCCCACCUGACCAGAUCGAAGUGUUUGUGACCUCUCUGCAGUUAGUUAAAAUGUUCCUGGGAAGUUGUCCUUCAUGCUUUGCCAACUUCCGUCGUCUUUUCUGCGAGAUGACCUGCAAUCCCGCUCAAAGCGACUUUCUAUCCGCGGUUACCAUUCGUGAGGACAAAGCUGUAAAGCGGGUGAAGUAUACUCUCACUCACCAGUUUGGAGAGGGCUUCUUUAACAGUUGUGCAAAUGUUCAGUUUUCCGGUUCACCAGCAAUAUCAAUCAUUUGCGGAGACACUCAGUGCACCCUGCCGAAGUUGAUGGAAGCUCUCGGCACGUCGACGGACAACGGCGGGCGGGCGCCUUUCGAUAUCGACUUCACCUUGGUCGGUCAGCCCUCCUCCCAAGCGAUGGACGCGCCUACUUACGCCUGUGACGCGCGCCUCCCCCCUCUGGGGCCGAACCCAGGUCAAGAAGCCUGUGACUGCUCCGAUUGUCCGCCCGCAUGCCUGGAACCCGACUUUCCGCAGCCGGAUACACCCAUUUUCGUGUUUGGAGCUCCUCUCCCGUGGCUGAUUUCCGGCGGCGUGUUUGCCGUCCUUCUUCUAUCCUUCAUCGGCAUUGAGGCAUCACGUUACUGCCGCACACCUCAACGUCACCAGCAUGCUGGAAGUGAGGGGGACACAGAAUUGCUCAUUUCGACACCAUCCAGUGAUGAUCACCACGCCAUAUGGCGAGAAAGACUCGGUGGUGCUGUGGAUUUGGCUCUCUUUAAGGGCUUCGCACGUCUGGGUCUCCUAAUCGCCCAUUAUCCAACUGCAACGCUCUUCUUCUCAGCCACCUUUGUGGCGAUUCUCUGCUGUGGUCUGACGAUGUUCACAGUGACUACCAACCCAGUGGAUCUGUGGAGUGAUCCGCGAUCACGCGCACGUUUUGAAAAGAAUUACUUUGAUACUCAUUUUGGGCCCUUCCACCGUGUGGAACAGUUGAUUUUGCGACCUUUGGAUCGCACACCAGUAAAGAAUGGUACGAUUGGACCGGCGUUUCGAAGGGACUUUUUAGAAUUGGUUCUCGACCUUCAAUUGCGAAUCAGUAACAUCACCGCCUAUGGGGAGGCCGUGAAGUCCAACGUCAGUCUUGCUGACAUCUGCUUCAAACCCAUGCAACCGGAUAAAGAGGAUUGUGCGAUAACCAGCCCUCUGGAGUACUUUCAGCACAAUGUCACUCAAUUUAACAGUUCUAAUUACCUCGAUCAUUUGUUGAACUGCACAAAGGACGUUUUUAAUCCCAAGUGUCUCGGAUCUUCCGGUAUUCCACAAAUGCCCAAUGUAGUCUUUGGCGGAUUCUCGGAUGCGAAUUACAGUCUAGCAGAGGCGGCAGUCAUAACAAUUCUGGUUCAAAAUGACGUCGAUCUCAAAUCAGAUCGUAUUCAACGCUGUUUAGUUUGGGAGGCUGCCUUCAUCUCCGCCGUGCGUGAGUGGAAAGACGCACAUUCCAAGGAGGUGGUUGUCAGCUUCUCUGCAGAGCGAUCAGUGGAGGACGAAAUCGAACGUCAGUCCAAUGCAGAUGUUUUGACGGUUCUAAUCAGCUAUCUUGUGAUGUUCGUCUACGUCAGUCUCUUCCUGGGUUCCUACAGCUCCUGUCGAAACAUCCCAGUCGACUUGAAGAUGACUCUCGGUCUGGGCGGAGUGCUGAUUGUUCUAGCCUCUGUUGCCGCCUCGAUCGGUUUUUGGAGCUACCUAGGCGUACCUGCCACUCUAAUCAUAAUCGAGGUCAUUCCAUUCCUCGUUUUGGCUGUCGGUGUGGACAACAUCUUCAUUCUCGUCCAGGACUACCAAAUGGAUAAGUCUCGUCGAAAUUUAUCUUAUCCGCAGCAUAACAACCAAUCGGAUGCUGACGCGGCGGAACCCAACGAUAGACUGUUUGAAGUUGUCCAUGGAAGUGAAUUUGAUCUGCGUAUUGAAGUUCAAAAGCGUGUGGGGCGAACUCUGGGCCGUGUUGGUCCCUCAAUCCUGCUCACUAGCUCUGCUGAAUCGGUCGCAUUCUUCUGCGGCUCAAUGACUUCAAUGCCAGCAGUACGAGUUUUUGCGCUAUACGCCGGAGUCUCACUUGUCAUCAACUUCCUUCUGCAAAUCUUCGCUUUCACGGCUCUACUUGCGUUGGAUGCUCGUCGUGAAGCGGCGCGUAAAUGGGACGUGCUUUGUUGCAUCAAGAAUCGACCCGUAGAUUCGACCAACCACCCAUCCCAUCCCUCUGCUGAAAUUGCCGACGCACCGCCAAAUACCACCGAGCAACAGCCGGAAAGCUCGGCUCAAUUGAACAACGGUGAUGCUUCUGCGCCAAAAACUACCUGGUUAUAUCAAGCGGUUUCCCGCGGUCUUUCACCAUUCAUUCUUUCAAAAUGGAUUCGCCCUUUCCUCAUCGUUAUUCUUCUUGUGUGGAUGUGUCUCUGCAUGGCCUUGAUAACCACACGUCUUGAAGUGGGAUUGGACCAGCGUCUCUCCAUGCCACUGGGAUCUUACGUUCUGGACUACUUUGACGCCAUCGCCCAAUAUCUGGCUGUCGGUCCGCCUGUCUUCUUUGUUGUGACAGUCGGUCACAACUAUACUGUGUGGAUGGAUGGGCAGGACUCGGUUUGCAGUUUUGCUGGAUGCUCCAAUUUGUCCCUGCCAAAUAUCAUCGGCGCAUACGCGAAAUCGGCAAAUUUAUCGCAUAUCGCUUCACCGCCCAUGGUGUGGAUCGACCAAUACGCCAAUUGGCUGCAAGCUACUGAUCCCUCCGUUCACUGUUGCCGUGUUCUAAGGACUGAUCCAAACGUCUACUGCAAUGCCACGGAUUCCACCUCGGAUUGCGUUCCCUGUCUAGCACCGGACUCCCGUCUGCCCGAGGGAGAAACUUUCAAUCGGUUUAUCCCGCGCUUUCUUGAACAAAAUCCCGAUAACAACUGUCCCCGUGGCGGAAAAGCGGCAUUUGCCACGGCUGUGGAAUUGAUCGAAAGGGGUAAUGACAAUGCCAACGUGUCUGUUGGAGCAACGCAUUUUAUGACCUACCACACUGUGCUUCGCAAACCGCGGGACUAUACUGAGGCGUUAAGGUUAUCACGACAUAUUGCUGAUCAUGCACUGCGUCACUGGAGCAAUCAAAGCCCAGGCACCUCCACUGCCAACGAUACAAUCUUCCCUUACAGCGUUUUCUACGUCUUUUACGAGCAAUACCUAGGCAUGCAACGCGAGACGAUGCUUCAGCUCAGUGUCUGUCUAGCUGCCAUAACGGUGAUCACCUUGCUUCUGUUGGGCCUCAACUUUGCCGCAACGCUGAUCGUCCUUCUCGGGGUGGCGUGUAUCGAUGUUAGCCUCCUCGGUCUCAUGUGUCUCUGGAGCAUCAAUCUGAAUGCAAUCUCCCUCGUCAAUCUUGUUGUAUGCACUGGAAUAGCUGUGGAAUUCUGCUCCCACGUCGUGCGGGCCUACACGGUGAGUGGCUGUAAGACGAGGCUUCAACGCGCCCACGAAGCUCUCUCAGAAAUGGGUAGCUCGGUUUUGCGUGGUAUCACGCUAACAAAAUUGGGCGGCAUCGUAGUGUUGGCGUUUUCCAACUCUCGACUCUUCCAGGUAUUCUACUUCCGUAUGUAUCUCGGAAUCAUUGUUUUUGGUGCUCUUGUGGGAUUGAUCUUCCUCCCAGUCCUUCUCAGCUACAUUGGUCCUCCUCUAAAUCCACUGGCGGUUGUAAUUACGAAAGGCAGUGGCGGUAGUGAGGAGGAGGCGAGCGAAGCGAGAAGAGAGGAGGCGGUGGAGGGUGACGGAGAAGUGAACGAAGAGGGACACGGUGACUCCCAGUUCCAGACUACGGGAUGGGGAAGUAAUCGGUUGUAG